AUGGCUGCUUCCACGAAUAUAAGCAAAGGCGCUGUUAUCUCUAAGACAGACUACUUGAAACGUUAUUUGUCAGCUGAUGAAGAUGGCAAGAAAGCGAAAGAAAAGAAAAUAAGGAAGAAACGCCCAAAACCGUCUGGGAGAGGAAUGAAAAUUGUUGAUGACGACGUAGACUGGAAACAACUUGUCAGAAACAGCGAAGAAAAAGAGGACAAGGAUGAAGAUGACGAAGAAGCCCCAGUGAUUGCAGAGAUAGUAGACGAGCGGCCAGAGGAGGUAAAACUGUUGGAAGCCUUUAGGACCAGUAAUAAAUGGAGAGUGAUGGGAGCUCCAAAUGAUGAAUUCCAAGAAGAGAAGAUACAUGGAGCACGACAUGAUUCCCCUGACGCUUCUCCGGCACAAAGAAUCCAACACGACUCCCCUGACUUCUCACCUAAGAGAAACUGUUACCACAACUCCCCUGACCUUUCACUUCAAAGAAAGAAUCGCCAUGACUCCCCUAACCUUUCACCUCAGAGAAACCGUCGCCAUGACUCCCCUGACCUUUCACCUCAGAGAAAAAGUCACCAUGACUCCCCUGACCUUUCACCCCAGAGAAAGCGUCGGCAUGACUCCCCUGACCUUUCACCUCCAAGACAGAGACCAGGUGGUGGGAACCGCCGGUAUGAUUCUACCUCACCCUCACCUCCACGAAAGCUUACAAAAACCUCACAUUCUGGAUCACAUAAACAAGACUCAUCAAAAUGGUGUCCUCGGACACAGCCCAGUUCUGACUCUGACCUGUCCCCACCCCGCAGGGGGGCACAGGCCGGCAGAGACUCAGACUCUGACCUGUCUCCGCCCUGCAGGACACAGAAUGCUACAAGGAUGCUGUCUGGAGGUGCUGCAGGCCUGGUCUCUGUGGAAACCCUUAAGAAAGAACAGGAUGAAAUUCGCAGGAGGGAAAAACAGAACCAGCCUUUGGAAGAGGACUCCCGUAAUGCUGAAACCGUGUUCAGGGACAGGUCCGGGCGCAGGCGUGAUUUGGAGUCAGAGAGAGUGGAGCAGAGCAGGAAGGCGGGAGAGAAGGCAGAGAAGGAUGAGAAAUACGCUCAGUGGGGGAAAGGGUUGGCCCAGAGCCUAAUGCAGCAGCAGAACGUGACCGACGCCCUGCGUGAAGCUCAGAAGCCCCUGGCACGUCACAUUGACGACGAGGACCUGGACCGCAUGCUGCGAGAGCAGGAGCGUGAGGGUGACCCCAUGGCAGCCAUGCUGCGCAGGAAGAAAGAGAAGACUGCCAAGCUCAAAGGAGUCAGAGAGAGACCCCGUUACAAUGGCCCAGCCCCUCCACCCAAUCGCUUCAACAUAAUGCCGGGGUACCGCUGGGACGGAGUGGACAGGUCUAACGGGUUUGAGCAGAAACGCUAUAGCCGCAUGUCCGAUAAGAAAGCUCUGCAGGAGGUGGCCUACAAAUGGAGUGUGGAGGACAUGUAGAGCCACGCGUUCUCAGCAGGACGCCCAUGUCACGGCACAGGAUUCUGGAUUUGUUCAAGAAUCUUUAUAUUCCACUUUUAUGUUGGGUUAUUUUGAGAAUCAACGUGCAGAAGAAAAUUGUUUUUUUGUUUUGAUAUGUUGAGAUAUGAAAGCCCCUAAGAUACCUGUAUUUGUCCGCCCUGUUUUCG
Chanos chanos (milkfish) is the source of this 1658-nucleotide messenger RNA. RefSeq names its product BUD13 homolog (gene bud13). Gene Ontology annotation, cellular component: U2-type spliceosomal complex; RES complex. The transcript has 10 exons. Gene Ontology annotation, biological process: mRNA splicing, via spliceosome. The record is from RefSeq and is a predicted model, not a curated record. Bases 1 to 1470 code for a protein of 489 amino acids. Gene Ontology annotation, molecular function: RNA binding. NCBI's taxonomy places the organism in Eukaryota, Metazoa, Chordata, Actinopteri, Gonorynchiformes, Chanidae.